Messenger RNA from Magallana angulata, 3139 nucleotides. RefSeq lists its product as uncharacterized. The record is from RefSeq and is a predicted model, not a curated record. The transcript has 8 exons. NCBI's taxonomy places the organism in Eukaryota, Metazoa, Mollusca, Bivalvia, Ostreida, Ostreidae. The coding region runs from base 312 to 2342 and encodes 676 amino acids.
AGAGAAGAUCGUUUGAUAGAGAAGAAAAAAAUUAAGAACGUUUGAAAAAUGGAUCAUGAGAAGGGAAAUGAUGCAUUAGUGGCUUCACUGCAGAGUUUGUUCGUGUUUUUUACAGGAAGCAAAAUCUACGUUUUACAAGGGUGGCACAAAAAAAUAAGUUCUCUUGAGAAUCCUUAUGUAGCAGACGGUCUGGAAAAAUACCAGGAAGUUCUAAUUUAUUAGUCAGAGCACUAAUCAUAUUUCAACAUUGACGAAAACGUUUCUUAUAGUUUUGCUACAUUUUUCAGUAUUGCAUGUAAAUAAUUUUGAGUAUGCAGCUGUUCAUCGCUCUGUAUACCAUACAUUGUGGAAUCCUGUGUUUUGUUCAAGGUCAAAUCUUGCAUAUAUCAACCUUGUUCAUGUCUGGCAAUGUGGUAUUUAGAUGGACUCCGUCAUCCAAUUCUUCAAAUUACUAUGUGUUCAUAACCAGAGACAGAUCGACAGAUGCUCGGACCCGUGUGUAUGAUACACAGUACACUGUGAAAGAUGCGAUCUUGUAUGAUUCCAUUACGAUCAAUGUGAGAACACCCGAAUCACUUGCAGACAACGUAGUGACAUACAACGUCUCCAAAGUUAAAAGUCAGAUAGGAGGCAAGAAGAAUAUUUCAUGGACAGCUGCCUUCUUUCCAAUUACAAAAUACAACAUUUAUCACAUUAAUAAAGAAAACAGAACUGCGUCAAUAAUGCAUGUGUAUCAUGAGGGAGCCAAACUGUCGCCUAAGUACUCAUACCUCACUAGACCAUUUAAUUCCACCAACAUCCUGUUUGAGAUAAGGAACAUAACUCUGGAUGACGCUGGAUAUUACAAUGGCGGGACGAAUUUUCAUGAUGCACGAUUUGGUGGUGGUGUUUUACUCAUUGUAUCAGGCACACCCAAAAAGCCACGAAUAAACGGAACCCUUACAACACUGGUUGACACACAUUUAGAAUUGACAUGUAUCAGUAAAUCAACCUCCGCUCCUGACUAUUACUCCAAGCUUGUCACCUUGUCCUACACGUGGUUUAUCAACAACACUAAGAUGGACAAAGAAACCAGGGAUACCCUGAGAUUGAAAGUUACUAAAGGACAUCGGUACACCAGAUACUCAUGUACAGCGACAGAAGAAGAUCUGGAGUCUGUUCAGAGUGAUGCACUACAGAUUAAUCCUUUAUAUGGUCCAGAACAACUCAUUUUCACACCAAAGCCAAACGUGAAUAAAUAUGAUAAAUUAACAGUAAAGGAAGGCGAUGUAGUCGGUCCGAUCUUUUGUUCAGCUGACUGUAAUCCACCCUGCAACGUAACGUGGAAAUAUAAGGAAUCAAACGGUCUUAAAGAUGCCUUGUCACAAAAUGGGAUAUUACUAUUACAAAGCAUCAACAGGAAUGUAACCCAAAUCAUUUGCUCAUCUAGAUGGAAAAAUGAAUCAGUGGAGAAAGACUUUACACUUGACGUUCAAUAUUUUGAUGACUCAAUUAUUUAUGUAAAUGACGAAUGGGUGUCAGAUCGAAUAACGGUAGACAUCCAAGAGAAAAACCCGUUACAACUAUCGUGUCUCGUUAAUGGAAACCCAAUCCCAACUGUACGACUCGGUAAAACACAGAACGGAGGGACUGUCAUUUUGUCUGAGGCUAGGGACCACUGGUCGAACUACAGCUUUGGUACAGGAGCUCAGUGUUCUGACACAGGGACAUAUGUUUGUUAUGGACAGUCUACACAUCUGAAAACCAGCACAAAGGCCAUUGACGUAAACAUUUUGUGUGAGCCAAGGUUGGAUAAAGAGGUUCAAAUGAAAACUAUUACUGAAUCGGUAAAAACCAGGAUUGUAAUCAUACCUGUUAUUGCUUAUCCAUCUCCUGUCCUGUCAAAGAUGAUAUGGCUAGGACCUGAUGAUUUUCCGACAAACAUCACCACCAGUGUUGUAUUACAGCUUAAUUGCGUCAUCUACAAGCACCGUGUAAUAAGCAUCAUUUCUGGUUUGGAAGACGAAACAUUCGGGGAAUAUAAGCUUUUAUACGAAGGAAAAGUACUAACAAAUUUUUUCAUCAGAAGAGAAGAGUAUGAGAUGUCAAGAGGACACAAGGUUGUUAUUGCCGUUCUUUCUACAAUUUUGGGAAUUACGUGGCUUUUCAUAAUAAUAUAUUUACUCUUUAAAAAGCAGUUUCUGCUUUUUCAUAAAAUUGAUAAACGUAAGGACGAAAAUCAUCAAUUAGAGACCAAAAGUAUGGCACAACAUUAUGACGAUUUGCAAGAUACUGAUGUAGAUAAAAACUACACAGCUCUGGACCGCACAAACCAGGAAUCUCCAUACGAGGAGACACACUAGAAUUGAUACAAUUCAAAACUGAGUUUAUGUUAUGAAACACGUGAUCUAAUCUUAUAUCUAUUUGAAAGAGAACAGCAACCUUAUAUCUUGUCAUUUUGAAAAGAAUUUUAUAUGCUAGUAUAUGUAACUAAUCAAAGAAUUUCAAAGUCCUUGUCUGUUCAGAUUCGAUUUGCUUACGUUUUUUAAGCAUGCCACUAGUUUUAGAUCUCGAUUUUAAGGGAUAAAUAUCCAAUAUUUUAAAGCAAUCAGUGUUUGCUUCCUUGUUGCUAUUUAUAUAGUCUUUGUUUGAGCGUAUGACAUCUUGCCAAAAUCUUGAUUUUAAUCUUUCUGUAAUCAAAUUCACAGUUGCUUUAGUCAUGUCAUUUUCAUCAUAUAAUUGCUUUCAUUAUUUGAUAAUUUAUGUAUUACUUGUAAAUUAGAUCACCUUAAAUAUCUUAAUCUUAAGAAGAAUCACCAAGUGUAUAUAAAGGAAAAACCAGGAUUAUCUUUCUCAUAAUCUUUAUCAUCAUUUUAUUGAGAUUGAUAUACUUUAUUAUGUAAAAGCACCAUUAAGGUGUAAAAAAAAUUGUUGCUUUUCAUUAUUUAUUGUUUUUCCUUGAGCUACACAUUUUACUUGAGUCCAUAAUUUCAUGGGCUGUGUUUUACAAAAGGACUUAUAACCUACGACCAAAUUAAAGAUUGCUUUUUAAUCAGAAACUAAUGUUUGAAUUAAAGUAUUUAGAAUUUAAUUGUAGGAAUUAAAAUAAGGGCAUAUUAUUGGUUUAAUGCAAAUAUUGUUCGUCAAAGAUCAUUCUUCG